Messenger RNA from Clonostachys solani, 789 nucleotides. NCBI's taxonomy places the organism in Eukaryota, Fungi, Ascomycota, Sordariomycetes, Hypocreales, Bionectriaceae. The record is from the annotation of a GenBank genome assembly.
AUGAAUGGAGAUAUGGAGCUCUUGGAGAUGGCGCUAUACCCUCCCUCUCGCGCCGAUCCCAAUAGUACCGCCUACUUUGAUUAUAUCCCUACGGAGCCCAUCGCCUCUCGGCAGCAACUGAAAACACAGCAACUACUUGAGAAAGCACAAUUCUUCGCAAAAAACUGGGAGGUUUACUCUAGACUGGCCUCUCUUCUCCCUGAGCCACGUGCCACCCUUCGAGGGGCACUUAUAAGACGCUUUGCAGAGUAUGGAAACUUGAAUAUCGUCAAGAACCUACUUGAUAAUGGAUAUCAUGUUGAUGGCGAAGCUGAGGUAAAAAGGACGUGCUCCAGAGGAACCCCUCUCUAUUUAGCUUCUCGUUAUGGGAACGCUAAUGUAGUCAACCUCCUCUUGAAACGCGGUGCUGAUGUUGAGAAAGCUGGUCUAAACGAUUUCCGCCCCUUGCUUGGCGCAAUCAAGUCAGGGAAUAUCUCUAUCGUCCAGAAACUCCUCGAAUAUGGAGCUAAGUGCUACUCCAACGAUAUAGAGCAAGCACUCCUUAGUGAGCAUGAAAAAAUGAUCGACUUACUCUUCGGUCAAUACACGGAGGAAUGCUUUUAUGCAGGCUUGGGGAGUGAGCUCGCACAAGAGAUGCCGCGCUACGGAUUGACCUCAAUGUCGAAGCUUUUGCAUGACCGGGGGUAUUUUCGAUACGUUGAUGGGAAAAUUGUGGCUAGUACUGACCCAGAAGAAGGAAGGGGGCUUUGCGAACUAUGUGGGUAUUUGCACAAGGAAAGCAAUGUUUAA